ACAUGGUAAUCCUCUCAAAGGACAUGGACUUUGUAAGCGUGACCCCGGCCCUUCUUGCCCGAGGCAUCUUUGAAAAUCAUCACAUAGAUAAGUUUGACUCAAAGCCCAGCAAGAAAGAGAAGAAUAUGGCGCUCUUAAUGGACAUAGAGACGAGGGGUCCCAGGGCCUUCACUAGCCUAAUAGAGUCCCUGAUCGAGGCAAACCAAAAACAUUUAGCAAAGUUGCUAGGAUACUCAGCGUCUGGACCUUCACAGGGCCGGAUGGGCCAGGCACAGGCUAAGACAGCUCAUGUGAACAGACCGGCUCCAUUUGGUCAACCAACCCAGCAAGUGCCCGAGGUUUGGCCUGCCAGAGGUAGCAGUGGUGACUACAGCUCAACUCAAAUGGAUGCCUCAGGCUCGUAUCCGCAAACUAUGGUGGAUAGUGAUCUUGUCUACAAAAUGAAAUCUAGACCUAGAGGUAUGGCACUCAUUAUCAACAACAAAAAUUUCAACACCAUGAAGGAGAGGACAGGAACGGACGUAGACUGUCGCAACUUAGAGAAUGUCUUCAAACAGCUUGGCUUCAAUCUAAUUGUACACAAUGAUCUCACAGGAAGGUGGGGUAUAGAAGCAACAGACGGUACUGCUGUAUUUGAUGGAGCCGCAUGUGACGCUCGGGCCAAGGCUCAGGUCAAACCUCAGGUCGAUGCACAGAUUGAUGAAGAUCAGCUGGCCAAGAUGCUGCUUAAAAUGGAUUUAGAUCACCGAUAG
Strongylocentrotus purpuratus (purple sea urchin) is the source of this 752-nucleotide messenger RNA. RefSeq names its product caspase-2. The transcript is spliced from 5 exons. Lineage: Eukaryota; Metazoa; Echinodermata; Echinoidea; Camarodonta; Strongylocentrotidae. Gene Ontology annotation, biological process: regulation of apoptotic process; proteolysis. The coding region runs from base 3 to 752 and encodes 249 amino acids. The record is from RefSeq and is a predicted model, not a curated record. Gene Ontology annotation, molecular function: cysteine-type endopeptidase activity.